CAGUCCCGGCCUGCCCCGCGCGCCCAGUCGGGGCGGAGCGGCGGAACUCCGCCCGGAGCCGGGAAGCAGCUCCCCUUCCCGCCGGCUCGGCGCGGGAUCCCGGAGGCGCCAUGGAUCCCCGGGUGGUUGCGGAUGCCGUGGAAGCGGGCGAGGAGGACGUGAUCAUGGAGGCUCUGCGCACGUACAACCGGGAGAACUCCCAGAGCUUCACGUUUGACGACGCCCAGCAGGAGGACCGGAAGAGGCUGGCGGAGCUGCUGGUCUCGGUCCUGGAGCAGGGCUUGCCACCCCCCCGCCGCGUCACCUGGCUGCAGAGCAUCCGCAUCCUGUCCAGGGACCGAAGCUGCCUGGACCCUUUCACCAGCCGCCAGAGCCUGCAGGCCCUUGCCUGCUAUGCCGGCAUCGCCUUGGAGGGGUCUGGCCCGGAGCCUCUGGACAUGGACGUUGUCCUCGAGUCCCUGAAGUGCCUGUGCAACCUCGUGCUGAGCAGCCCGGUGGCACAGGUGCUGGCAGCAGAGGCCCGCCUGGUGGUGAGGCUCGCAGAGCGCGUGGGGCUGUAUCGCAAGAGUAGCUUUCCACACGACAUCCAGUUCUUUGAUCUGCGCCUCCUCUUCUUGCUCACGGCACUUCGCACUGACGUUAGGCAGCAGCUGUUUCAGGAAUUGCGGGGAGUGCACCUGCUGACUGAUGCGCUGGAGCUGACCCUGGGAAUGAGCCCUGACGAGAACCCCCCGGAGCUUCUUCCUCCCCAGGAGACCGAGCGGGCCAUGGAGAUCCUCAAAGUGCUCUUCAAUAUCACCUUCGACUCCAUCAAGAGGGAGGUAGACGAGGAAGAUGCGGCCCUUUAUCGGCACCUGGGGACCAUUCUGCGGCACUGUGUGAUGGUCGCUGCUGCUGGAGACCGCACAGAGGAGUUCCACGGCCACACAGUGAAUCUCCUGGGGAACUUGCCCCUCAAGUGUCUGGACGUCCUCCUUACCCUGGAGCCACACAAAGGCUCCCUGGAGUUCCUGGGAGCGAACAUGGAUGUGAUUCACGUCCUUCUCAGCUUCCUGGAGAAGCGUCUGCACCAGACGCACCGGCUGAAAGAGAGUGUGGCCCCCGUGCUGAGCGUGCUGACGGAGUGUGCUCGCAUGCACCGCCCGGCCAGGAAGUUCCUGAAGGCCCAGGUGCUGCCCCCACUGCGGGACGUGAGGACUCGGCCUGAGGUCGGGGAGCUGUUGCGGAACAAGCUUGUUCGCCUCAUGACGCACCUGGACACUGACGUGAAGCGAGUGGCCGCGGAGUUUCUGUUUGUCCUGUGCUCUGAGAGUGUGCCCCGAUUCAUCAAGUACACUGGCUACGGAAAUGCUGCCGGCCUCCUGGCUGCCAGGGGCCUCAUGGCAGGCGGCCGGCCUGAGGGCCAGUAUUCGGAGGACGAGGACACGGACACAGAUGAGUACAAGGAAGCCAAGGCCAGCAUAAACCCGGUGACCGGGAGGGUGGAGGAAAAGCCGCCCAACCCCAUGGAGGGCAUGACGGAGGAGCAGAAGGAGCACGAGGCCAUGAAGCUGGUGAACAUGUUUGACAAGCUCUCCAGGCACAGAGUCAUCCAGCCCAUGGGGAUGAGUCCCCGGGGUCAGCUGACGUCUCUGCAGGAUGCUAUCUGUGAGACCAUGGAAGGGCAGCUCUCCUCGGAACCUGACUCAGACCCCGACUGAGGACAGCCAGGCUCUGGUUCCCCCUUCAGAACUGGUGCUGCUUCCAGAGAUGUCCUUGGGACUGUGACCCGGGGAAACCAUGUCCCUCUCCAGCUCAGAGAUCCCUCUCUCUCUUUACCUCCAAAGUUCUGUUAAUGAUUUGUUUCUGGUCCGGUUUCUUAUCUUUAGGACUGUGAGGGUCUGGUCCUGCUGCGACUCUGGGAACUCAGCCUUGAUUUCUACUGAUGAAGUGGCCUCGGGUGUAUGCCAAGAGGAUGGGGGCAGAGGCUGAGUGUGGGCACACCCAAGCAUGUCCCAGUCUGGCAUGCCUGCCUAGAGCUUCCACAGCAAGCAAGUGCUGCAGUUCACAGGAAAAGAGCUUGCCAGAACUGUACACACUAAGGACAGAAACAUACAUCCAAGGUAUGCGCUGCUACUUCUGUCCCCACUGAGCUCAGGACUGGUAGCCUCUUCCGCAUCCUAGGUCCUCGCUCAGCCGUCUGCUCUAGUAUCCACAGCACCCAAGCGCUCACCGCUUGUGACAGUGGAGUCCUGACCUUCCCACUGGCGUAGACCAUAAAUACAUGAGGAAAAUGUACCUUGUAAAACCCUAAGUCUGGAUUUCUAUCACGUUCCACAAAGCAUCCUAGAAACACCAUCUUGGAAUAAAGAGUUUCAAGCAGGAGCCUA
Molecule: messenger RNA, 2369 nt
Organism: Canis lupus familiaris (dog)
Lineage: Eukaryota; Metazoa; Chordata; Mammalia; Carnivora; Canidae
Gene: RIC8A
Product: RIC8 guanine nucleotide exchange factor A
Exons: 10
Coding region: 111-1700 (529 amino acids)
Biological process (GO): G protein-coupled receptor signaling pathway
Cellular component (GO): plasma membrane; cytoplasm
Molecular function (GO): guanyl-nucleotide exchange factor activity; G-protein alpha-subunit binding
Source: RefSeq, a predicted model, not a curated record